AAAGUCCCUUCGCUCUCUCUCUCUCUCUCCAUCGGGAGAGACAAGGAUAAAGAGUUGCCCUUUCUCGCGACAAAAUCAAAGUGCAAAAGCAAAAGAAACCGAAGCAGUUGGUUCUCUGGAAAAUCUGGAAGAAUUCGUCGUGGUUGAAGAGGAAGGAGCAGAAGAAAGCAAGAGGAGAGGAGGAGGGUAAGGGCAUUCUCGUAAUUUUACUUUCCGCCCCCUUAUUCCUCCUCCAUGUUCACAUCUACUCACUUGAUUACCAGCGGCGGCUGCAAUAGUUACCGUACUAUUUUCUCCGUCGGCGGCUCUCGUCGAUUCUCGUUCAUGAUCGGGGCAUCGGUGCGGUUGAACUUGAAGGCGGUCUUCACGGCCUUGGCUGCGGUGGCUCUGGUGGCUGUGAUUUUCGACGGUGCUGGUAGGUGAAAGGAUCUGAUGAAACUGUAAGAAGCGAGAAUAGAGCCACGACAAACCUGCGUCAGGCGUAGAUGAUAAUGUUAUUGAUUCCGAUUUUGUUCCACUGAAAAAGUGUAAAUAUAGAUGAAUCCCCUCAGACGAAGCCAACAUUCAUCUGCGUCAUCUUCGAAUUCCUCUCCUUCUUCUUCCUCGUCGUCGGCGUCUUCGUCGUGGAUCCAUCUGCGUUCGGUUCUAUUCGUUGUCACUUCUUCCUCGCCGGCUUCCUCUUGUUCCCCCUCUGAUCGGGGCCGGCAUAAAUCACCAUGGUCACGCAGGAAAAGAAAACGGGUGCUUUCACCUCAGCAGUGGAAAAGCUUGUUUACGCAAGAUGGGAGGCUACGCGAUGGUGGAAUUAAAUUCUUGAAAAGAAUUCGCAGUGGAGGUGUUGAUCCUAGUAUUCGGGCAGAAGUUUGGCCAUUUCUACUUGGAGUCUAUGGCUUGGACAGCACCAAAGAAGAAAGAGAUGCCAUAAGAACUCAAAAUAGAAAGCAAUAUGAGAAACUCCGCAGACGAUGCUGGCAGCUCUUAAAGCACCACAAUGGGCGCUUUAAGUUAAAUGAAAUUAAUGGAAUCAACUAUGGAAGAGAUAGUGGGAGUCUCAAUCAAGGCUCUGGUUCUCCUAGUUCUGAAGAUGUAACCAGUGCUAGGGAAUCUCUUUCUAGUGAGGAAAGGAGCCCAGAGGUCGAAUACUCAGAUGAUCCAUCCGGUGCAUUGUUGGAAGGAGAUGUUGUUUCUAAUGUUAUUAAUGCUGAUGCCUCUGCACUGGAUUCUGAUUACUCGGAUUCCGACUCAUCCGAAGAGCCUGAGGAGAUUCAAACUUUCCCCUCUAUGGAUGAUCAAGAAGAUAAUGAUCCCAAUACAGCAACCAAGGAAGGUUCUUCUCCUUUUCAGACACAAGUCUCAUCAAAACUGGUAACUAAUGAGGAUUUUUGCACGUGGCAACGGAUUAUUCGACUUGAUGCUAUACGUGCUAACACAGAAUGGAUUCAAUACUUCCCCUCUCAAGCUGCGGUAUCAGAAAAUCAGGCACGAUGUAUUGCUGAGGCUGUUGGCUUGAAAGAUUAUGGUCACCUGAAGCCUAGUGAAAUCUUCCAUGCUGCCCGACUAGUUGCUAUACUUGAAGCGUAUGCACUAUAUGACCCUGAAAUUGGCUACUGCCAGGGUAUGAGUGAUCUACUAUCUCCUAUUGUUAGUGUCAUACCGGAUGAUCAUGAGGCUUUCUGGUGUUUUGUUGGUUUCAUGAAGAAGGCACGGCAGAAUUUUAGGCUUGACGAGGUGGGCAUUAGGAGGCAGCUGAAUAUUGUUGCAAAAAUUAUCAAAUUUAAGGACUCUCACUUAUAUAGGCACCUGGAGAAACUACAAGCAGAGGAUUGCUUUUUUGUUUAUAGAAUGGUGGUGGUAUUGUUCAGAAGGGAACUGUCAUUUGAACAGACUCUCUGCCUUUGGGAAGUCAUGUGGGCAGAUCAGGCUGCGAUCAGGGCAGGUAUUGGGAAAUCUUCAUGGAGCAGAAUAAGGCAGCGUGCUCCACCAACAGAUGAUUUAUUGCUCUAUGCAAUAGCUGCUUCGGUAUUGCAAAGGAGGAAGUUGAUCAUCGAGAAGUAUAGCAGCAUGGACGAGAUCAUUAGGGAAUGUAAUGGCAUGGCCGGGCAUCUUGAUGUUUGGAAACUGCUAGAUGAUGCACAUAACUUGGUGGUCACCCUGCAUGAUAAAAUAGAGACAUCGUUUCGAUGACUGUAGCUGAUAAGUAAAAUUGUUUAUAUAUUCUCCCCUAAAGAUCUCGUCUGUUGGAGGCCUCCCAAUUAGUCUCCUCUGCGCCAAUGAGUAUGCGCUGCAGACUUCAUCAACGCGCUCCUACUUUCAAGGCUUGGCUUCUGUGAUGGUGGACGGUGGUGAUCAUAUGGGAUGGAAGUUCUUUGCCCCUUUGGCUCGCCUGUGUUUUUUGUUUUUUGCUCCCCUCCCCAAGAGAAAAGUUCAGUCACGUCUUGGAAUCCUCCUCUUAUUAGCUUCUACGAAAUCUAUUUAUUUUUAUUCAGAAACAUGUCUCCUCAUUCUCUGCCUCUCUGGAACACAAUAGCGAUGAGCGGGGGCUUAAGUUGUGACCCUAAUCCAAAGCCUGGCUCAUCAGCUGCUGGCUAGAUUGCAGAUUAGAUUAUCUGAAUACCUUAGAAGGUACUUAAUGUAGCAAGGGAGAUGUUGGUUAUUCAGGAUACUGAUGCCUGAUGAUGGCAAACGCAACGAAAUUAAUCGACUGAGAUUGUUGGCUUUGUUAA
Neltuma alba is the source of this 2723-nucleotide messenger RNA. RefSeq names its product GTPase-activating protein gyp7. Gene Ontology annotation, biological process: activation of GTPase activity. NCBI's taxonomy places the organism in Eukaryota, Viridiplantae, Streptophyta, Magnoliopsida, Fabales, Fabaceae. The transcript is spliced from 5 exons. Gene Ontology annotation, molecular function: GTPase activator activity. Bases 538 to 2184 code for a protein of 548 amino acids. The record is from RefSeq and is a predicted model, not a curated record.